Tremella mesenterica DSM 1558 is the source of this 1515-nucleotide messenger RNA. RefSeq lists its product as uncharacterized. Gene Ontology annotation, molecular function: ATPase activator activity; double-stranded DNA binding. Gene Ontology annotation, cellular component: transcription factor TFIIH core complex; transcription factor TFIIH holo complex. The record is from RefSeq and is a predicted model, not a curated record. The transcript has 8 exons. Gene Ontology annotation, biological process: nucleotide-excision repair. The coding region runs from base 1 to 1515 and encodes 504 amino acids. Lineage: Eukaryota; Fungi; Basidiomycota; Tremellomycetes; Tremellales; Tremellaceae.
AUGGUCCAACCCAACUUCAGUAACCCCCGUAAAGCCCAAGCCGAGUUAUCUUCUUCGUCAACAGCCGCACUCGAUGCUUUUUUGGAUACCCAACAUCAAUCGUACUAUGAAGAAAUAUACAAAUCCGAAGCUGCUUGUUUAUGUAUCCUGAGACAACUCCCUGAGAUAUGUAGAUACAUAAUCUUACACUUCAUAUGGUCACAUCAACCUGUCAAGUCUUCAGAUCUGAAGGCUUUGUUGAGGAUGGAUCAGUUCAGUCCACUGUCACAGGUCGCCAAUGACAUUCAACCAGCUAUCAAAAGGAAAAUCUUUCAACCUCUCGAACUACAACAAGGUAAACGGGGACAUCAUACACCUAUGAAUGAUGUGUUCAAACGAGGUUUAAGGAAUGCUUUGACCGGAUCCGGAACUUCCAACUCCUUCGGUCUGCCCUAUCCUCUAUCUCCCACAGACGAGUAUCCCUCAGAGUCUCAACUGAUCCAAUUCGGUGAUCGAACAUGGGAAUCCAUUUUGAAAUACAUGGUAUCAUCAGGACUAGACAGAGGUUUUCCUGUCGCCCGACCAGAAACUUCCGUACUUCGAUUAUUACAUUCUAGUGGACUCAUGGCGGAUCUCUCGGAGUCAAAUGGGAGACAACAAUCUUUGGAUAGGAUGACCAUUACGUCUCAAGGGUUUCAAUUCUUAUUGGAAGAUCGACAAACUCAGUUGUGGCAGAUUUUGGUAUUUUAUCUAACUUCCAUCGAGGUGAGUUGCAUUUCUUCCGCUCCCGUCCUCUCCCUCUUCUUUUCUCUCGGAUGUAUGCAAAUCACCCAGUCAUAUUCCCUCUCCACAUUCUCGAACCCCACACAACUCCAAGCCCUCGACGAUCUUCAAUCCUAUGGUCUCAUAUACCGUCCCGCGACACCAUCAGGGGCAAAAGCAGAUUACUUCUUCCCAACUCAUCUUUCCACCUCAUUAUGUUCUGGAAAUUCUGCUCUCAGCGCAGCACUAAACACCACCGAAAUCGACACCUCUCAUGAAGAUGACAAGAAGUUUUUGAUAUUAGAAACCAACUAUAAAAUCUACGCUUAUACGAAUAACGAACUGGAAAUUGCCAUUUUGAAUUUGUUCAUGGAUAUCAAGGUUCAAUAUAGGAAUCUAGUGGUGGGUAAGUUGGACAGAGCGCAUGUGAAAGCCGCUAUGGAGAAGGGUAUUUCGGCUUAUCAGAUCAUCGCAUAUCUUCAAAGUCACGCCCAUCCUCAAAUGUAUAGCUCUCCUCCUCCUAUACUUCAUACCACCAUUGUUGAUCAACUUCAUUUAUGGGACAAAGAACGUAAUCGUCUACGAACAGAAGAGUCUGAGAUGUUCGAAUUCUUUUCGAAAGACCUGUACGAAGAUACCGAAGCCGAGGCGAAACGAUACGACGGGCUGCUCCUCGCUGUGCCGAAGGACAAAUUGUUGUUCGUAAAUCCGAGCGUCAAGGAUGCUAUAAAGGACUUUGUCAAGGGUCAACAACGACAAUUGAGGGGAAUGUAA